AUGGAAGAAACACAGAAGCUGUGGAGCUGCAAAGAAAAAGGAAUCUUUCAAUAUCUAAUCCUGCUGUUUGUUUGGAAAGCAGUUGCUGGGCAGAUUCGCUAUUCCAUUCCUGAAGAGAUGCAGAAAGGCUCUUUUGUGGGGAAUAUCGCAGAGGACCUGGGAAUGGAUGGAAAACAUCUUCCAGACCAUGACCUGCGGAUAGUUACUAGAACAGGUAUGGUUCAGUAUUUUUCUUUAAACAUCCACAAUGGUCAUUUACAGACCUCUGAGAGAAUAGACAGAGAGGCAAUUUGUGGACAGACAGAGAAAUGCAUCUUAAAUUUUCAGGUUAUUGUUGAGAGUAAAAGAAAACUGUAUGGAGUUGAAGUGGAAAUUACAGAUAUAAAUGACAAUGCUCCUCAGUUCCCUCCUGGGGAACAAGAACUGAAAAUCAAUGAAAUAUCUACCCAAGGGUCCCGGUUUCCUCUCCCUGAAGCUCAAGAUCAAGAUCUUGGAAUUAAUUCUGUGCAGAGUUACCAGCUCACAGGCAGCAGCCAUUUUUCUCUGGAUGUGAAAAUGGGAGAAAAUGGUGCCAGGCAUGUGGAGUUGGUAUUAGAAAAAAUUCUCGACAGGGAAGAGCAAUCAAUGUAUGAACUAAUCCUCACAGCUACUGAUGGAGGUGAUCCAGUUAGGACUGGCACUGCUCAAAUCAAAAUCAUUGUUUCAGAUGCGAAUGACAAUGCGCCAGUCUUCAGUCAGCCACUCUAUGCAGUGAGCAUUGAGGAGAAUAUUCCUAUAGGGUCCACAAUUUGUAGAGUUAGAGCUGUUGAUCUGGAUGAAGGAAUCAAUGGAGAGCUGAAAUACUCCUUCAAAAAAGCCACCAAGAAGGACUCACUAAUGUUUUUUCUAAACUCAACAACUGGUAUAAUAACAGUCAUGGGGGACAUUGACUUUGAGGUAUCAUCCUUUUAUGAAUUGGAGGUGCAUGCUGAGGACUAUGGAGGACUGUUUGACAGAGCAAAAGUUGAGAUCACAGUAACAGAUCUGAAUGAUAAUGCCCCUGAAUUAGCAGUUUCCUUUCACACAAACUCCAUCAAUGAGAACUCACCCACUGGAACUGUUGUUGCUAUUUUAAAUGUAGAAGAUCAAGAUUCAGGAAUUAAUGGUGAAGUCACAUGUUUAAUUUCCCAAAAUCUCCCUUUUCAGCUGAAAAAAUCUAUUGGUAACUUCUACAGUUUGGUGACAGUUGAUGCCCUUGACAGGGAACAGAUGGAAGCAUACAACAUUACGAUCACAGCCAAAGACCAUGGGACACCCUCCCUUUCUACUACCGUAAUCAUUCCACUACAAAUUUUAGACACAAAUGACAAUCCUCCCCUCUUCCCCCAAUCAUCCUAUAUCUUCUACCUCAUGGAGAAUAACCAAAGAGGUGCUUCUGUCUUCUCACUCAAGGCAGAUGAUCCAGAUUCGGAAGAGAACUCCAGGAUAAAGUAUUCCAUUAUAAAAGGUCAGAUGGGUGAUUUUGCCCUCUCUUCCUUCCUGUCCAUUAAUUCUGAAACUGGAAUUAUUUAUGCUGUGAGUUCUUUUGAUUACGAAGAGUUCCGAGAAAUUAACUUCCUGGUCCGGGCACAAGAUGGUGGAUCUCCAUCACUCAGCUCCAAUAUUUCAGUGACUCUCUUCAUUCUGGAUCAGAAUGACAAUGCCCCAGAAAUUUUGUACCCUUCCCCUCCCACUGAUGGUUCCACUGGGAUAGAGCUGGCCCCUCGCUCCUCUGAGCCUGGCUACCUGGUCACUAAGGUGGUGGCAGUAGAUGCAGACUCUGGCCAGAAUGGAUGGCUCUCCUAUCAGCUACUCAAGGCCACAGAGCCAGGGCUCUUCUCCAUAGGACUCCACACUGGAGAGAUCAGGACGGCCCGUUUCUUUCUGGACAAGGAUGCUCUCAAGCAAAGCCUGGUGGUUUUAGUGAAGGACAAUGGGCAGUCCCCUCUGUCUGCCUCAGUCACGGUCACUGUGGUGCUGGCCGACAGCAUCCCUGAAAGCCUCUCUGAUAUUAGUAGCAUCUCAGCUCCUGCAGACCCCCAGUCGGACCUUACCUUCUACCUGGUGGUUGCUGUGGCUUUUGUCUCCUGCUUGUUCUUCACCUUCCUCCUUGUGUUGCUUGCCAUCAGGUUGCACAGGUGGAGAACUUCACAGUUGUGUGAUUCUAGAAAUGUGAAUUUCAGUGGUGUUCCUGUCUCACAGUUCGUGGGGAUUGAUGGAGUCCGAUCAUUUCUUCACUCUUAUUGCCAAGAGGUUUCUCUCACCACGGACUCUAGGAAAAGCCAGUUCAAUAUUUCCAAGGCAAAUUAUUCCAACAAUCCAACAGACCACUUGACUGGUGAAAUAAAAGAUCCUAUCCUAGCUGGUGAAGAUUUCAAUUUAACCAGUGGAGAUCAGAUCAUACUCCAGGUGAGCUAG
Messenger RNA from Gekko japonicus, 2436 nucleotides. Its product is annotated as protocadherin gamma-A6-like. The record is from RefSeq and is a predicted model, not a curated record. Bases 1 to 2436 code for a protein of 811 amino acids. Gene Ontology annotation, cellular component: plasma membrane. Gene Ontology annotation, biological process: homophilic cell-cell adhesion. Gene Ontology annotation, molecular function: calcium ion binding. The transcript has a single exon. NCBI's taxonomy places the organism in Eukaryota, Metazoa, Chordata, Lepidosauria, Squamata, Gekkonidae.